Molecule: messenger RNA, 13933 nt
Organism: Marmota monax (woodchuck)
Lineage: Eukaryota; Metazoa; Chordata; Mammalia; Rodentia; Sciuridae
Gene: Znf704
Product: zinc finger protein 704
Exons: 9
Coding region: 186-1931 (581 amino acids)
Biological process (GO): regulation of transcription by RNA polymerase II
Cellular component (GO): nucleus
Molecular function (GO): DNA-binding transcription factor activity; RNA polymerase II cis-regulatory region sequence-specific DNA binding
Source: RefSeq, a predicted model, not a curated record
AGGCGGCGCCCGCGCCUCUGCGACCAGUGGCAGCCGCAAAACCCAGGGAGGCGGCUCCAGCAGCCCCUCGCCGCCCCGCGACCCGGGCGCCUGCAGCCAAAGCUACCGCCUGGGGAGGAAGAGGAGGAAGAGGAGGUGACAAACUCUCCGGCUCCACGCCGCGGCCCGCAGCUCCGCGCUCAGGCAUGCAGGCGCGGCGUCUAGCCAAGCGCUCCAGCCUGGGCAGCCGCCGCGGGGGCGCCGCGCUGCAGCCGGCUGGGCCGGCGUCCGCGCCCGCCCAGGAAGCAGCCCUGCACGGACUCCCGCCCCCUGCCCCGGGCCCGGGCCCAGUCCCGGAGAGCUGGAGGCCACCUCUGCCGCCGCCGCGCAGCGCCGGGACCGGCCCCCCGCGCGCUGCCGGAGCUGCCGCCUCGUCGCCGGUGCUGCUGCUUCUGGGGGAGGAAGACGAGGACGAAGAAGGCGGGAGCAGGCGGCGGAGGGGACUCGGUAGGGUGGAGGAGAAGCCCCGAGGGGGCGCGGAGGAGGAGGAGGAUGAAGAGGAAGACGAGGACGAGGAGGUGGUCGUCGAGGUGGUGGACGGCGACGACGACGACGAGGAUGGCGAGGAGCGUUUCGUGCCCCUCGGACCGGGUCGUGCGGUCCCCAAGGGCCCGGCCCGGGGCGCGUUGAAGGUGGGGAGCAUUAAGCGGGAAAUGGCCUUCACAUUUCAAUCAGAGGACUUGAAACGUGACUCUAGUAAGAAAAUGUCUCAUCACUUGUUCCCCUUGGCCAUGGAGGAAGAUGUGAAAACAGCAGACACCAAAAAAGCCGGUCGGGUCCUUGACCAUGAAAAAGAAAACACUCGUUCCAUCUGUCUCCUUGAGCAGAAACGGAAAGUCGUUUCUUCUAAUAUCGAUGUCCCUCCAGCAAGGAAAUCUUCAGAGGAACUGGACAUGGACAAGGUGACAGCAGCGAUGGUACUUACCAGCUUGUCAACCAGCCCUUUGGUUCGAAGUCCUCCUGUGCGGCCAAAUGAGGGCCUCAGCGGAUCCUGGAAAGAGGGCGGCUGCGUGCCCUCCAGUACCAGCAGCAGCGGCUACUGGAGCUGGAGCGCCCCCAGCGACCAGUCCAACCCGUCCACACCGUCGCCACCGCUGUCCGCCGACAGCUUCAAGCCCUUCCGCAGUCCCGCACAGCCAGACGAUGGCAUUGACGAGGCGGAGGCCAGCAACCUGCUCUUUGAUGAGCCCAUUCCCAGGAAAAGAAAGAACUCAAUGAAGGUGAUGUUCAAAUGCCUCUGGAAGAACUGUGGCAAGGUGCUGAGCACUGCAGCAGGCAUCCAAAAACACAUCCGGACCAUUCAUCUCGGGCGUGUUGGAGACUCUGACUACAGUGAUGGAGAGGAGGAUUUCUACUACACGGAGAUCAAGCUCAACACAGACUCAGUGGCAGAUGGACUGAGCAGCCUGGCCCCAGUUUCACCCUCCCAGUCCCUGGCUUCCCCUCCUAUGUUCCCCAUCCCAGAUUCCAGCAGAACAGAAACUCCUUGUGCCAAAACUGACACCAAACUGAUGACACCAUUGAGCCGCUCAGCUCCCACCACCCUCUACCUCGUGCACACCGACCACGCUUACCAGGCCACACCCCCCGUGACUAUUCCAGGAUCGGCCAAGUUCACCCCUAACGGCAGCAGCUUCAGCAUUUCUUGGCAAUCUCCUCCAGUCACUUUCACAGGCAUUCCAGUGUCACCAACACAUCAUCAUGCGGUGAGCACAGGAGAGCAGAGACAACAUGCCCACACGGUCCUGUCCUCCCCACCCAGAGGGACAGUCAGCCUAAGGAAGCCCAGGGGAGAGGGCAAAAAGUGCCGGAAGGUGUAUGGCAUGGAGAACCGGGACAUGUGGUGCACCGCCUGCCGAUGGAAGAAGGCCUGCCAGAGGUUCAUCGACUGAGUAGCAGAGGGCGGCCCCAAGCUGCUCCUGCCUCCUGUUUUGCUGCAGGUGUUAGGAAGAGCCUUUCCUUCUGAACAAAACCUCAAGACCCAGGGAAAGCCCUUCUACGAGCCUUUGUGGAAUUACAGCAAAAAAAAAAAAUCAAAAAUAUCACCACCUGUGCUGCUCUUACUGAGAACCCAGCCUAGAGUGGCUAGAACAUUUCCCCCCUGUCAAAAGAAAAGUCAACUUUGCCAUGUAUUUAGGUCUUAAAACUAUGGACUUCUGUAACAACUGAACCAACCAAGCCCAUUUUACCUAGAAAGGAGGCAUAUUUUGAUAAGCUUUCUGAAUUAUGGCAUUUCCGAGAAUUUUUUUGACCCUUGGGGGGGAAAAAAUCACAUUAGCUACAACAUUAUUCAGUAGCAUUUGUACAAAGAACAAUACCCACUUUGUGAAUAGACUUUUCCCCUCUUUUUCAUUGACUUCUUGAAGCAGUACACAUCAUGAUGUGUUGCAAGAAAGAACAGCACUCUGGGUAUCUUUUCUAUGUCUGUUUUGUUUGUUUUUAAGAAUGGCCCCAGAUGGCAUAAGCUCCAAAAGCAAUUGGCAAUGGAGUCACCAGCCGCCUGCAGUCCCAAGUUGAGUUCAGGAAAUGUAGCUGCCACUGUUGGAAACCUUCGAGGAAUCUUCUUUGGAUCUGAAAGAAGCUCUUCCCCCAAGAGGCGGCACAGCUAAUUCUCCACCUGCCACAACUCAGACAAGAACUGGCAUCCGUAGCCAUCUGGGUAAGCCUUGAUGCUUCUUUCAGGGAUGUGAUACAGACUGCAGCUCAGAUCUAUGUGUUACUGCUUGUCCAUCAAGACUGUAGCCAGGUUAAUGGGUCAUUGGUCCAUCCCUCAAAACUCCACCAGUGACUGAUUCCCGAAAAAGCAGGGAACUCGACUCUCCCAGCAUGUUUGCAUUGGACAGCAGGGCACAGCUGACAUGUCCCCAUCUGUUCAGAAAGUCACCUUCCAGUCUGCGUGCACUUUUAUAGGUUUCAUGCUUUAGUGUGUCUGGGAGAUGGGUUCAAGAACAAUAUAAAUAUUAUAUGGAUAAAUGGAAGGUCUGAACUUUUAUUUUUCUUAUAAAAAUAUUGGGCUAUUCAUUAAUUUGCUCAGAAGGGAACAUAGAGAACACCAAAAGGAGAAUGCAUGCUGGUAUAGGACUUUCUCAAGUUAGUAGGGCCAGGGCUUGCACUGUGUUCCAUUUGUUGGGAUUUCUAACCAGUUGUACUUGUUGUUUGUUUUGGUGUUAGUAGUAUGGGUAGCAGCUGCCAAGCCCUUUAAAUUAGCUCAUCCUCAAUUAUCUGCCCUACCUUCAACUGCCCUGCUAAAGAGAUAUUUCUCCUAUACCUAUGCAAAGAAGAGCACCUUAUAGGAUGCACUGUAUAGGGGUGGGGACAUAGGAUCAGCCAUAGGAAUGUUAAAUGAAAUUGCACAGAGGAAAGUUUAAUAUAUGUUUAAAGACUGUACAUAUGCUUUUUUAAAGAAUAGAAAGAAGUCAUCUAGUAAUUACAGAUACCCUUUUCUAUUGUAAGCAAGGGAUAUAUAAGGAGGUUCUACAGUGCAACAUCCAUAAUUUGUGCAUUCAUAUAUUAUGGUAAAUUUAUUUUUUAAACUCUCAUAUGACUUUUUAAAAAUUAUUCCUUGGAAAAGAUCCUGGUCUUUUCCUUCAUUUAUUUUUUUAAAAAAACACAUUUCAAGAGAAAAGAAAAAGAACAUCUAAUUUUACAUCAAGAUUACUAAUCAAUCAAUAUAGCCACACCAGCUGUACUGUAUGUUUUGGAACUUACAAGGUCAGCCAGGAACAGGUGUAUUUUUAAAUGCAAAAAUGUAUUGGGUUUCCUCUUCCCUAGCAUGUCCUUUCUUCUCCUGGUAUCUUAUCACUUUGCCUAUAGCACCACUGUUGUGAGAUGCUGCUCUGGCCUGGUCCAAAAGGCCGUAAGCAAUGAGUAUAUCACCCAGUGUCCUGGAGGAGGCAAGGCUGGCCAAUUAUUUGAGCAGGUUCACCAUGAACUUAAAUGAAAGGGUGCAACUGUGGCCCAAAGUUUUUCUCUUCAGCAAAUCUCCCUGUCACUUGAUUCUUGGAUUAAGUCACAAAAGAUUAAAGUGAUUUGUGUUAAAUUCAUUCCCUUCCAAGAAUUUAGAACACAAGGAGGGAGAGAUCUUUGCUGUGGAGUAGUCUUGGAAGAAGGCCCUGUAGCUGUUACUCUAAAAGAUACAACCCAUGAGUACUUCUGAGCUCAGGCCUAGCUAUGCCAGGCUCAAUCAGUGCAUAGGUGUAAGCAGAACCUUUCUUCUGAAGCCUUCUUCACACACAUUCUGCAUCUCCUGCCCAAGUGGAGGCGCCUUUCUACUGACCAGUCCAGAGCUCUGUGUACUUUCCUUUCUGGCUUCCAGAUGCGGACGGACCCUCAGUACCUUCCUGCUCACAGACACCUAUUCCCUGCACCAAGACAUGUAAUAACUAGGAGACCACCAAGCUACACCUGGCUGGCCUUGAAGAAGACAUUAUACUUUUUACAAGCUCUGAAUUGCAAUAUGCAGCUGCUGAUUGUACAAGUUAAAUUUUUUAAAAUAGUUAUUUUGUUAUUUUUGAAACCAAAUGAAGUGCCAAAUUAAGCCAGACUUUCAUUUCAUGCCAUCUCUGUGGAACCAAGUUCUUUUAUGUCUGCAUUUGGCAGGAAGAAGGGUAAGAAGAGCAGUCCCAGGGUAAGCUGGCGAGCCUUGUCCAUUCCAGGGAACUCAGAGGCCUGUCCAGGCAAAAGGAGUGGCAAUACAAUGGAUUCUGGUCCAGUGAAAAGUUCUGAUUUUUUUUUCCCCUUCUUUGAUGCCCCUUCUUUUUAAAAAGUUCUCUCAUUUCUCUACAAAGAAGGCAUUUGAUAUUCACCAACAGGGCACAUACCAGUUAGCUGCAAAGCAAAAAGUGUGUAUCGGGCAAUAGCCUCAAGACUUAGUUCUUCCCAGAGUAAUGGACACUCAACUUGUGGGAGGCAGUGAUGCAACUUGAAGAAAACACCCAGAUAGCAAGUGUGUCAGGGAGGAAGAUUCAAGAGGCCUGCGGACAUCUGGCCCCUGUUCAUCUUGGGGCUAAUCAGCCAAUAGUGACUGUCUCUGAGCAUUACCCACGGGUACAGGGCUGCUGAGCAUCUCCACCUCAAUUGCUGGAAAGUUUCCUCCCUUGGUUGGCAAAAGCCAGUUUCGGGAAAAGAGUGGUGGGUUUCCAACCAGGAAUGUGCAUGCUCAGCUGAAAAAUGCCUGUCAGCAGCUCCAAGUACAAACAAGGUACCCUUCAGCGGACAAUUCCCUGCCCAGUCAUAACCAUGUUGCAGAUGGAGAUUUUUCAGUAGAGAAUGAUGCCUAUUACAGUUCUUCAAUUUUCCAAAAAACUUUUCAAAGAUGGUCACAUGUAUGCUGCAAAAAAUUUCUGAAACUGAUAUGUCCUCCAUUAAAUGUCAAGAGCAUUUGAGUUGAAGUCCUCUGUCUCUGAUGUCACACUGCCCACACUUUUGCAAGCAGCUAUGGGUUCUGAGUUAGCCAACACUGCUGAAUUCCAUUUUUCCCUUCCUCAGAUUCCAUUGGAAAAUGACAUGCAGCAUUCAUUCACUUGAGAAGGUUUAGGGAAAAGUGGCAAAAAUUGUAUAUAAUGAGAAUACCUUUAGAAUUGUAGCAGAAUACUGUAAAUAAUAUUCAUUUCCUCAGGGAAACAAAGGCUAUGUGAAAAUAGGAGAAUUCUGAGACUAGGAAGAAUUUUACAGUCUUUUCUAGUUGGAAUAGGUUUUUUUUUUUUCUUUUCAUGUGAACAUGAUAUCAUUUCAAGACAAAUUUAUGUGACCUGGACAAUACCAACUUUUGUAGAUGUGGGGAAAAUGCCCCAUGAAGAAGCUUUGUCUUUGUAGCUGGCCUGCAAUUGAAGGCUGACAUAUGAACCACAGGCGUGGUGCCUGGUGGGUAUUCAUAGACUCAGUGAGGCUUUUUGAAUGUAAUUGUGAAUACAGAGCCUUGCCAUUUCUUUUUAUAAUCACCCAGUUUGGUGACUGUUAAUUAGUGAUCAGCAGAAUUCUAUAGGUAAUAGAAAGCCGUUAAAGAUGUGCAUUUUGCUUUACUAGCAUGUUAAGGAGCAAACUGCCAUGGACUUUAUGGACAAGGUGCUGCUUUUUCUCACAACCCUGUAGGAUUUCUACCAACCACAUCAGCUGUAGCAUUGGCCUGUGUGAACACAGGGAAGAAUUUGUGCAUACUAAUGAGUGGAAACAGCAGGAUUCAUGAAUAUGAAUGAGAACGUGGAUCAUUUUAGAGAAUGUGCUGGGCACAUGGGUCAACUGGAAAUUUCAUUUCUCUAAGCAAGGAACCCUACCAGCAGCACAUAGACUCACCCUGUUCCUCCUACCUGUGGGGAUCACUCCACCUAGGAACUGUUUCAUUCUGUCUUUUAAAUUGUAACUAGCCAAGCCUGAAGUCAGUAAAUGAGAGUAGCACUUUUAGAUAUCAAUACAAUCUCUGAGUAAUGUACACCAAUAGAGCAAGAAAGCAUCAAAUGUAUUUAAGACCAACUUCUUAUGACUGACUUUGAAAAAGCCCAUAUCCAAUGAUAUUCAUGCUUUAAAAGGUGUGUCUCUCAUAGGACCAGGAACGAAUAUGGGAAUUGUACUUCCAGUCCUAUUGUGUAAAUAGUUCCUUUUUUUUGGAGACAAUCUCAUGUUUUAUAACUUUUGUUGUGUGGGUCUGAAAAUCACAUGGUAAUGUGUUGUGGCAAGAUGUAAUCUUCAAUAAUAAUUAUAACUUAAUUUUCCAAAUGAAACAAAACACUUCUUUAGACGUCUACAAUUCUAAGACACGACACUUUUAUAAUAAGCAUUAGUACUGAACUCUUCAAGUUAAUAGAACUGGAAAUAUUUUACAAGAUGCAGUGUUUUUGUAAUCACAAAAGAACAUGAACAUUUUGUGGGAAAUGACCUUGGUUUUAUACAUUGUAGCUUAUUUUUUAAAAUACAGUAUUUUACCAGACAGGAAGUGUUCAUAUUAUAUACAAUUCCUGUUCGCAGAACAAAGGGCUAUGCCUCUUUUAAGCAAGUGUUUUGAUGCAUAUCUUUUCAAUUAACCCUCUGUAGCAAGGGUAGAAAUGCAGAUCAGAUGGAAUGGUUAUUAACAAGAGAAUCAAGAUCACAACACCUACAUCUUUAUCAUUGCCAGAAUGUUUUCAAAGCAUUAAGGAAAAAAGACACUUGAAGAAUCAUCACACACAUUUUAAAUCUUAAAAAAGAAAGAAAGAAAGAAAGUUGGCAGAUAUGCUUAUAGGCCACAGGAGAGAGAUUCUUAUAAAUUCUUUAGUGUAAAAUGAUGGACUCUGUCAUGAGACACAUUUUCCACUCAACCUACCAGAACCACAAACCUGCAUUUACUUAAUAAAUAUCAUUUGGAGGAAAUUUCUAAAAUCAUAGUAUGUACAUCCAAAGACAGAAUUCUUAGGAGAUGAGUAGUGUUUAAAGUAAUGCUGUCCUCAGCACUAACUUUAAUUUCCUUAUCAGAAUAAGUGCUUGAUUUUUCACUGUGAAGAACUCACAGGCGCGCACACACACACAAAGUUACUGUUCCCAUGAGUCAGGAAACAAGGAAGGGAGCUGUGGAGAGUUUAUUAACUGCACAAACAACUGUGAGUUUUGCCAAAACCAUCUCAUAAUACUGUACACUUUUUUCAAGCCCACUCACUGUUAAAAUGAGAAAGCAUCUUUUCUAAGAUUUUAGUAAUCCAGAAGCUAGCCUAAUUAGCCAAGUAUGCAGAUAAGAAAAAUUGAGAUCAAACGGCCCCAUGCUGGUUGGGCAGCCCCUAUGAAGUGGUCAUUCAAAGCUUGGUUUCAAACAGACUGGACUCUGCAGACAUGAGGACUAAAAUGCAUGGAGUUAGGGAAGUUCACACACAGCCAAGGCUUCCAGUCUGAGAUGGGGCAACCUAGAAAACUCCCAUCAGCAUUCCCUCAGUAUAUCUCCACUGUUAAUUCGGGCCUCAAGUGUUUAUUGCUGUAUAGUUUAGAACCAAUGAGUCUCAUUUCAAUGGAAGCUUCCUAAUGGUAUAUAAUAGGGGUUGCCAGUUGCCAGGCAAGAUCUGUGUAAACGAUCAGGGCAGACAAAAGAGGGACGCUGUGGAAUGGCAUCAGUCAUGUUGAACUGGAAAGCACACACCCACUUAGGAAGACCCACACUCAGCUCUAGACAAUCAGACAGAAUUCAGGCCCUCCUUGAUCCUCUCACCUGGAAAUGUGAUACUCCCUGACAUUCAAGCUUUGACAACCAAUGCAGAUUCUCAGCCAACACUGUGCAGACCAAAGACAAUCUGGGCAGAUGUAGCCCCAGGCUGCCAGUUUCAACUGUUGGAGAAAGUAGAUUUCACAUUCCAUGGCCAUCAGGUCAAGUUCUUCCGUCAGCCCCACUAACUCACAUGUUGGCACUAUAUCUGGGCAAUUAAAAUCAAAAGGGGGCAAGAAGUCAUUUGUCCCCAGAAAUUAUCCUCAUGGGAGGCUUAAAAUAGAAAUGUCAUAUCCUUAGACUAGCCUUGCCUCUGAUCAAAAGGUACUGAGUUACUCCCCAGCUCUGCUGAGAGCUGCCUGUGGCGCACCCAGGCCAUGCCCCAAAGCAUUGAAUAACUGUAAUCCUGAUUCUUACUGUUUUUUAUUACCGUGACCACUGUGACGAGGGGCUGGCAAAGAGCAGCCUGUGCCUUCAGAGAAGGCAGCCAGGAGCCCCCUGAAGUUUUAAGGUAGCACACGUUGCCUCCUUAUGCCAAAGCCCUCUGCCACCUCUCCACACUCCUUCCCAAACCAUCUUGCCUCAUUCCAGUAUAAAAUUACUGUUAUUUUUCACCUUUGAUAGGGCAAAGUCCUUGCUUCAGAACUGGUAGGCACUUAGGUAUUUCAAAGUAUCUCCUCACCUUAACAGAGGGUUUCUACAUAGAGAACCACAGCUGCUUUGAGGAUAAAAUCAAAAUGAGAAUAAUGGGGAAAAAAUAAUGAGAACAGAUUAGAAGUUGCUAACUUUCAAAGGGACUGAGUUACUUUAAACUGUGUCUUAGGUUGGAGUCCUGAUGAUAUUGGGAUAAUUGUAAAUGGCGAAGGAUGUCCUUUAGAUACAUUAUUUCACUUGAUCUUCAUAAGAAGGGCAGUGUAGAAUGAGCCUAUGGAGAACCACCAUCACUCACCUCCAAAACCAGCCCAGAGUCAUCUUGGGCCUGUGAGUCAGCCUCACUGAUGCCUGCAGAGAGGGAGGAAAGGGCUUUUUUUCUUCCUAUAUCAACUUAAAUCGAUGCCAGAGACUAUAAAACCAGCUUAUAAUUUGUAAUAAUCAAAUCAAAAGUAACUGCAAACUCAAAAGUUGGGAAUGCCCAUGCACAAAGCCCCAGAUUCAAUCCCUAGCACCACAUACACACACACACACACACACACACACACACACACACACGUUGGGAAUGUCUAGUGAUGUUAAGUCCUGUUUAAAUCUGAAUCAACUUAAACACCAUUGGCAAUACCUGAGAUUUCCUUCACUGUGAAUGAUUCAAAUGCUGUCCAAUACAUAAAUGAACUUCAUCAUCUUCCAUUAUUUUACCAGGUUUAACACCUUGAAUGUAAAGUCACAGGAGUUCUGUCAUAGUUAGAAUAAGCCUCAGAAAGCCUUUUGGCCUGUCACCCACUUCGUUAACAGGUUUUUUGAUGAAUGGCACUUUUAUUAUGUCUCUGAAGUAAUACAGUGCCAGAAAAGGAAAGGGUUUAGCCCUUUUCACCUCUUAUGGGAAAGAAGCCCUUUGGGUAGUGGUUAGCACCAAUACCACAACAGUGACCUGACCUAAAAAGACACAAGUGUUAGGAAACAAGAAGAAAGCUCUGUUUCCAAAAGCAGAUCACUACAGAUUUUGAAAGGUUGUGAUCUGGGGCAGAUUAUGAUCAAAUCAUAAUCCUUGUUUUUUUUAAAAAAAAAAAAUAUUCAUGUUGGGCACCAUCCACAUAAUUAUUAACUAUAUCAACUUACAAAGGGAAGGUCCCCUUUAUUUAUAUUAUGAAAAUGCUAAAAAUUAAUUCUGGAGUCAGUUAGUGACAUUUUCCUACUAGGAUCAAUUGCCCACAUUUUUAAUUCAGAAAAUUAUCUGAAGUAGAAAGUGGCAACUCCUAAAAAAGGCAAGAGUGCUGUCAAAGAAGAAAAUCUUCUUUGAGGGGGCAAAAAAUAGCAGAGAUGCUCAUCUACAUCCCUGUCUAAAGAGGGAAACCAGCACUCUGAAGAAUUGAGCUUUUUCAAAGAGAGGAAAGAGCAGUUCCCAUUUCUGGUUACCAGUCUUGCUUUCCGCCCUCUUGGCAGCACCUGCAGAUUUGCUAGUGGUUGCUUCUUCUCCCUUCUUCCUAGCCAGAGGCCAAACUGCUGUUUUGUUCCAAAGCUGUGGAUGGGCUAUUCUUGAUCCUUUGCUCCUGAUUAUUUUCCCUUAAGUUUAGGCCCAAGAGGAUACAUACAUAUUGCUAGGACUGGUAUGAUAGGCUCAGUCGAUGCGGCUGCCCCCUUCCUGCAGGGGACAGAUUUCCAUGCAGGUGACUAUGAGGAGAGAGGCUCAGUCAGCAUACAACCUACCACACUGUCACAAGAGCUCUGUUCAAACCCACGGAUAGAGAAUAACAAGGUACGCAUCUAAUUCUUUCCCUGUGCCUCAAAGCCCCAUCCUACUCCUCCACUGCUCACCUGUCCCACCAGUCCCUUCCCCAUGCACAGCUAAUUGAGCAGAACAAAGAACAUGUACUGGGAUCCAUGUUAGGAGAAGCACCCAAGGGCAGAGCAAGAGGGCUUCACGUUUAAUUACACCUUGACCCCUGCCCAUAACUACAGAGCACAAAAGCGGAAUUGGCCUUUAUUAUGUAAAAAGGAAGUAGCUCCUGCACAAUAUAACUGUUUAACUUUUAUAUUUAUAGAAAGAAAAAACAACUCCAGUCCACUUACAUUGUUAAGCACUUGUCCUGCACAGCCUGCUUCCCAUGUUUUGGGCACAGAUAACUGACACAGGGAAAAGGUGGCACUCUGGGGGCCUGUGGCUGCUGGAGUCGAACCUGAAUUCCCCUCAGGGAGCUACAGUAGCGCUUAAUGUUAAACUACCCCCCUGCAAAGAGUGAGUGAGCCAUGCGUAACUUUGCAGAUUAUAGACCCUUAUUUUACUUUUUAAACCUUUUUUUCCUAUACUCUGCUUAUUGGAAAUAAAUGGUUAUGAUUUGACCAACCCCUGUGAUGACAGCAAAGUUGCUCCUUCCAAUAGAAUCCCAAGAGUUUUGGGAAACUCCUCGAUCACUGGUAGAAAGCUUUAGAAUAGACUUAGAUUUGUAAGAAAGAACUCAGUACCGCCCCCCAUUCACAAGUUCCAUGGCUUCAAUAACUGAAAAUGCCCUGAGUGUAAAAUAACUCAGGAAUGUGGAUCAUGUCUAUAAAAAUAUAUAUAUGUAUAUGUAUAUAUAUAUGCCAUUAUUCCAUAUUUUCCUAUGAUGCACCCUGAAAUUCCUAUUUUUAUAACUAAUGGUUGGACAAUGGUCAGCCAUUUAAACAAAUGCUCUCUGGACUAACCAGACCCUAAUAUAGUUUCCAAAGUGUUUCAUAUAUCAAAAUCCUAUAUGCUUAGAAGAACAACUCAGGAUAAGAAAAAAUUGCUAGGUCCCAAAGGGUUCAUGACUAUCAUCAAAUGUAACUUCCAAGUGGCCUACACUCAUUUCUUUCAAGGGAGGGGCUAGGGAGAGAGAACAACAGUAAUCACAAAACCUCUGUUGCCCUUACUCCAUAGAAAAGUUUAAGAGAACUCUGCUUUUAAAAAUUAAGCCAUCUUUCAAAUUGUUUUCUCCACCAAAUCUAAAAUACUAAAAUAAAAUUAUUAAAUAUUUUAAAAGAGGUAGUUAGUGGAAAUGCUAUCCAUAGAAAGUAUUGCUUUUCAGUGCCUGCUAAGCAAAAAAUAUAUAUGUGUGUGUGUGUGUGUGUGUAUACACACACACACACACACACACACAUAUAUAUGAAAAACAAGAAGCAUUCCUACCUGUGGGACACUGGUGUCAAAUGACAGGUGUGAACAUAUACAGGCACAAGUUCAAAAGCUGUGUGGCAAUGCUAUCCAGUGUUCAGAGAUCUUUUGAAAUACAAUCUUGCCACCAUUCUGGGGUAAGUACUUGCUUACAAAACUCUUAAUAUUAGUGAAUGAAUGUAUAAAAUUACAAACUAUGCAUUUUCAAAGAGUAACAUGUAUUUUGUAUCAAAUCCAAGUAAAUUUUUUUUCAUAGAGACUUAUCAUAACUGCAAAUUAUCCAAAAUGAACUUGAAUGCAUAUCUUUGAGGGCAUGUGGGAUACCGCCUACGUUCUCCCGGCUGUUUUUAAAGACAGUGCAGUGGAACUUUCCUUGGAAACUCCAGGCUCUAAAAUAUAACCAUUCUCACAAUUCUUACCAUUCUGAAGAACCAUUAAGAUGAAUAAAUGGGAAAUGGCUUAUAUAUUUCUUCCUAAGCAUAAGUGGAAAUGUUGCCUAUUAAAAAUGUGCCCAGGUCCUCAGAGGUGGAUGUUCUAGCAACACUGGAUGAAUAAGCAAACAGCUGCAUUAAGUUAGUGAGUACUACAUCAGAUAAACAUGGCAUAGGUUUUGUCUGUUGUGCUUAAUUCUCAAUCCAAGAAAAAAAAUUUCAAAAAGCUUGGGUUAUGUGGUAUUAAAGAACAAAAUAUAAAAAUAUGGCCCAACAAAUCAUUUUUCUUUUUUCACAAUUACACGGAGAUGACUCCUUAUAUUUUGAAAAUUCUUAUAGAAUAUACACAAAUUUCUUCAACCCUCUUACUUAUUUUGUAUUUCCCUGAAACCUUUUCUCCUAAUAAUUUGUCUUUGCUCCUUAAUUACAUUACUCAGCACAAAAAAAAAUAUAUUAUUUCCCUCAUCUGACAUUAUGGAAAUAAAGAACUCUAUUCUCUGCCAUUCUGGUUCUCUUCUGUGUCUACUGAGAAAGUUUCUUGAUUGUUUGUAAAGUAGGGGAAAACACUCUUCUAAGCCUGGUAUUUGAGGUCAUGGUGGAUAUGUUUGCUACCUAAUUAUAAGUUAGUUGGGGAGGGGCAAUGUGUCUUUUUUAUAUGAUUUUUAGCCAAAUCCAGAUGUUCUGAUACUACAUUUCUGAAUACUUUUCUGACUGUAAAUACAGCCCGUGGAGGUUCAGGUUAAUAAACCUUUUCUGUGACUGUUCCUCAGCCAUGCUCCUUGCCAGCUUUUGGCACAUUGUACAUAGAUUUGUCAAAUUCUUAAAUGAUGUUGUUUUUUUCUAAAUGCUGUUCUCUAAAACAAUUUUUGUUUGUUUUUUGCUUUCCAUUGUUUGGACUUUAUGUGUUAGUUUUACAGAAUGUUUCCUAAAUAUUUAACACCAGGAAAAAUGUUUUAAAAUAAACUGGUGCUAAUUGGAACCGAAGAAAAAUUUCAGCUUGAAGAUUUACAAGGGAAAACGUUCACACCCGUUAACUUGCACUUUCCCAAGGGGACAGCUGGCAUCUACUUGAAAUGGGCAUCAGGAAGACCACCAAGUGUUUACAGUGUCUGUAGCCCAUUUAGGUGUAAAAUAGAGAAGAGGCUCUGACCGCCCCCAUAGUUGAGGAUUUGCUACAUUGGUCCUCUGGAGGCAUUUAGGUAGAAGGAAACGCUGGUAGUAAGAAUCCCUUUGGUAAUAGUCUUCUGGUCUUUGGACUUUCAUGUUCUGUGAUGCUUAGCUGUAGUAAUGAAUAUGGUGUUGCCGGUCUAGUCUGAUGUCAUCGUUGACCUGUACUUAUUUUGUGUAUGGCUCUACCUUGGGUUGCACUGGCACAAACUGAGCCAGAACAUGGGACUUUCAGUAAAAACCAUUCUGACUUCAGUAUCCACACACAUGAACUUAAAUGAACUUGUAACUGGUUGAUUACCAUAAAGUAAGUCUAACUUUCACUUAAUAAAAGUUUUUGUGUAUCUGCUUCUA